Molecule: messenger RNA, 5713 nt
Organism: Carassius auratus (goldfish)
Lineage: Eukaryota; Metazoa; Chordata; Actinopteri; Cypriniformes; Cyprinidae
Product: single-stranded DNA-binding protein 2-like
Exons: 5
Coding region: 213-599 (128 amino acids)
Biological process (GO): positive regulation of transcription by RNA polymerase II
Cellular component (GO): nucleus
Molecular function (GO): protein binding; single-stranded DNA binding
Source: RefSeq, a predicted model, not a curated record
CAGAGCGCUGGAGAUAAGAAAAGGGUUGUGCAUCUGUUGGGGCGGGGCCGAGUAACUGUCGCUCACGCGAGUUACCCAACAAAAUGGGCGUUCCUUCUUGACGCUCGGUCCAAUGAGAGCCUUCGCUGCUAUAGUCACCAUGGUGACGGGGUUGUGUCCGGGGAGGCUGUGAUGGGUUGACAGGUGCGUGACAAUCGGAGCUCUCUGCAAGCAUGUACGCCAAAGGCAAGAGUAACAACGUACCGUCCGACAGCCAAGCGAGGGAAAAGCUAGCGCUCUACGUGUACGAGUACUUGUUACAUGUAGGAGCCCAGAAGUCGGCACAGACCUUCCUGUCAGAGAUAAGAUGGGAGAAGAACAUAACGCUAGGAGAACCUCCAGGAUUCUUACAUUCAUGGUGGUGUGUAUUCUGGGAUUUAUAUUGUGCGGCACCUGAAAGGAGAGAAACCUGUGAGCAUUCCAGUGAAGCCAAGGCAUUCCACGACUACGGUUAUUACAGAGUCUGUCGGAUACACCUCGGAUCAGCAGAGCCUCAUGGGAGGGAUUGGGAGAGACGUGGAUGUAAUGAUUGUGUAUUUCUGAGGAUAUGCUCUCUUUGAUAGAUCCGUCUGUCUGAAUCUCAGGCCAAUGACACAGCGAUUUCUUUCUUUCCCUUUCUCCUCAAACAUCCUCAGAGAGAGAAAAAAGAGUGUCUGGACAUCUUUGCCAGCUUGAAAGAAAUUCGAUCAAUCAGUCAGAAGGAACUGGAAGCCUGUUUCCACCACAGUAUAAAAAUAAAUUAAUUGUCACUUUUUGUCUUUCUUUUCUGAGAUUCUGUCUCACAAUUUAGACUUUUCUCUCACAGUUCAGAGAAAAACAACAACUCAUAAUUGCAAAAUCAAAAUGUACAAGUCGGAGAAAAAUAUAUCUCGCCAUUGUGAGAAAAAAAAAGGUCAUUAGCAAUUAGCUUUUAGCGGAAAUAAAAAAACGUACAUUUACAUUUAGCAGAUGCUUUUAUCCAAAGUGACUUACAAAUUAGGAAAUUGAAGUAAUCAAAAUCAACAAAAGAGCAAUGAUUUGCAAGUUCUAUAACAAGUAGUUGUUAAGAACAGCACAGAUAAUAUAAUAAAUCAGACACAUUCUUUACAUUCACUAUUUUCCACAUUGCGUUGUAGGUGGUUGCGAUGCCAUUUGGUGGUUUAUAGUGCAUUUCUUUGUGGUUUCUAGGGUGUUCUGUGCGGUUGCUAGGGAGUUAUGAGUUCGACGCAUCACUGAUGAAGUCGUAAGGAGCUUUGGCAUUAAUUGCAGUAUCACUGAGGCUCGCUGAAGUUGGUGUUUCUGCCAGUCGCAGCGCUGCUGUGUUCAGUGGUAAAGAUGGGCUGCUGGCAGGUGCUGUAGUUUGUGUUCACAUUAGAAACAGGCCUUUUUCCAGCUGCUCCCAUUUACUUCUAAUCUACAAUCUAAGUAAUCUGGCAUUCUGUCACAGAUACAAUUCUAGUCUAUUCCAGUCAAUGCUCCAUUCCUGCAGAAUGUGCCCUGGAAAUGAGCUGUUCUCCGUCUAGACUUCUAUAUUUUAAUAACACAAUUGCAGCUCUGUUUUUCCCGCUAUAAAAAAUAAACUAUUACAAUCAGUUCAUCUUACUUUUUGUAUGAUGUUUAAUUGUUUGGUCAGACCUCAUUUAGAAAAAAUAAGAAUAUACCAUGAGAAGGAAAAAGAUAAAUCAGAUCUCUUUCAUAUGAUGUUUGAAUUGUUUCUCCAUGACAGAAAGGAGGUUUAAAUAAAGAGCAAACGGAGAGCUUUUAAGUUUCUUAUCUUAUUUUAUACCCCAUAAGAUAGAAAAAUCAAAAAAAGCCGUCUUCAAAGGUUUGUCUCUAUAUGUGACACGUGUCAUUUCUACUAAUUUUGUUAUUUUAUUUUAUUUUACUUUACAGUAUUUCAUUUUAAAGCCAACAGGAAAGAAAAAACAAAAGGCAGCUUCACAGAUUAGUUUUUUCUGCUGGUAAGACACAUUUAUUUAUUUGUUUGUUUAUUUUUAGAUCUCAAUUUAAACUAACAUUUAAAAUUUUCAAAUUGUUAGAAGACUAAAUCAUAUAAUCAAGGCAGUCCAAAUCUGCACUGUAUGUGAGCAGUCUCAUUUGUGAUGAAUUUUAUUACUCCUGAAAAUGUUAUGUAAAAGAAUUAUGAUAAAUAUGUAAAGUCUGCUAAGCUAUGAAAGAGCAAUCUCUGAGCUAUAAAGUUUUCCACAGGGUGCUACUUUAUUCACACUCGCAUGUAUAAGCGGAGAAAGAGGAGUCAUAUCUAAGAGUUAAUGAUAUUUAAGGGAGCAGUUUUACAGGCCAGCAGCAGUAAGGCAGUCCUUGAGCCACAUCCAGACCUCUGAUGAACUGAUAAAACACUGGAGUGCACAUUCACGCUGGCGCCGAAGAUGGCACAGCCCUGCCAUGCAGACGUGGCCAGACCCACAAGCCACAAGAGCACCAUGAGCUCAUGCUGCAGAGAACGGGACAGGCCCAUUUGCUGACUAACAUCACCAGAGUUGAACUAUGGGGGAACUGCUGGACUGAAUACCUCUCUUCUUGAGCCCUUAAGGCAGAUUAGAAUCCGGAAAGAUAAAACUGAGAUCAACAUGAGUUUGGAGGGACGUAUGUGAAGAGCAUGACAUUUUCAGUUGAGCCCAAUCCAACCCCACCCAGAGGAACCACCCUUCCGUCACCCCACAUGGCCUCUGUUGUAGUUGGUGCCAGAGGACACACCCUUCACUUAUACUCUUAAAUAUCACCUUUUAUCUCAGAUGUUUGUCCUAAAAAAUAAAAAUGAGACAAGUUCAUUUUAAACCCCUCAUGAAAGAAAAUUCAGAAGCCACACAUUCACAGAUUUUCCACCUUUACACAUUUGUCUUUUCUUGAGACAUAUUUGACAUAAAUAAUGUUAGUAUUUUUAUUUUAUUUAUUGCAAGACUUCUAGAUUUUCCAAGAAACAGAAGUUUGUAAUCAAAGAUCUCAAUAUAAACUCUUAACAUUUCUCAUCAAAUUCUUCCAAAUUAUCUAAGCUAUGCAGUCUUUAGCAAACUUUUGGCAAAAUCUUGCAGCAAAAAGUCGCUUUCGAAGCGGUCAACAAAGAAUAUGCUUGUCAAAUUUGAUUUCAUUGCAAAAUGUGUGAGGAAAUAUUUGGACCUAAUGUGAAAUUCCAGAUUGCUUGGACUGGAUUUUGAUGUCCACUGAAAUUUCAUGAAUAAAAAGUUAAAAAUGACCACAAAUUAAGAGUAUAAAGCUACAGUAUUAAAUGGAUGUGAAGUGUAUAACUCAGAUAAUUUGUUCUUGGCUAAAUCUGAUGAGAAAUAUUUGAUUGUCAUUGGGGGCAAUCUGAGCACAUAAUGAGAUACUGAGUCAUCUAUUGAAAAUCAAGAGGAUUACUGAGGCCUUUUAUUUUGAGAAAACAUCUGAGAAGCAUUAGAGUCUUAAUUUGCUCUUCAUCUUGUCUAGGAGAACCAAUCGAGAUACUAAAGCGAUCCCAUUUGUGAUUUUUCUUUCUUGUGUUGAUCCUCAGAGUUCACCCUGUACCGUCCUCCUAUAUGGUUGGAUUGAAAACAACAAAACUUAUGAAACUCUAAAGGAAAUCAAUGUUAAAUUAUUAGAGGCUUUUCCAGGGUGAAACAUCUGAGAAGCACAGGGGUCUCUAUCUGAGCCUCAUUGCUGUCUUGGAGCAACAAUUGAGAAAUUAAAGAAGUCUAAUUUGUUAUCUUUUUCCUGUUGUUAUUCUUAACAUUUAAGAAUCAACAGUGUGAAAAGUACUCUCAAAAUUUGAGAGUAUUGAAAGCCACAAUGCUAUUGAAACAAGGAGGCUUUUUUCUUCAGGAGAGACAUCUGAGCAGGGCUUUUUAUUUUGGGUCUCAUUGCUGUCUUGGAAGAAUCUAAUUUGUGAUUUUAAUUUCCUAAGUUGAUUCUCAAAGUUCACCCUUUACCAACCUCCUAACAGCCACAAAGUAAUUGUGAUGACAGCCACAAUUCUUAAGAAACUUGGAUCUUCUUUCAAAAGAAACAUCUGAGAAGCAUCAGAGUCUCAAAUUAGUAUUUUUCAGAAGAAACAGUUGAGAUGUUAAUAAAUCUCUUUUUUUUUACAUUAUGUUGGUUCUCAGAUGUGAUUGCAUUGAGACCUACAUUGCUUAUGACGUGAUAAAGAAUGCAAAUGCAAAGGUUCUUUCUCAGGAGAAACAUCUGAGAAGACGGCUUCUGUUUGAGAUAUCUGUGCACAGAAUGAGAUAUUAUUGAGGCAUCUAUUGAAACCCUAACAGAGUACUGAGAUCUUGGACCUCAAGAAUACAUCUGAGAGUUUCAGUUUGCUAUUCAUUUAGUUUAGGAGAAACUAUUAAGAUAUUAUAUAGACGUCUUAUUUGUGAUUUUUUGUGUGUGUGUGUGUGUGUGUGAUUUCUCAAGUUCACGCUUCAUUGACCUCCUGCUGACCACAAAGUGAUUGGAAUGGAAGCCACCACGAGUGGCUGGUGUUGUCAGAAACCACACGACGGGUUUGUUGUGGUCACGCGUGGGACAUGUCAGUGUGCAGACGAUACUGUAAUAGUCGGCUCUAAUUGCUUUAGUCGGAUGGAGGAGUUUCCACACAGUGCGGUUUAUUUCGGGCGAGCUCUUGGAUCUCAUUCCUCGUCUAGCGUUGGUGGACCUCCAGGGAGGUGCAGUGCACUGGAGCCGUUUCCUAGGCAACCCUUUUUUUUUCAUCUGGGCUUUGAAAUGAGGACCUGAUGUGAUUGUUAGCAGCUUGGGCUUGCGCCAUUUAAGUAUGCGGCUCUGUCUUAGCCUUCACUUCCCUGAAACACCAUGGCAUCACGAUUCCCAUGACUGACAUAUCGUCUGAUGGAAGCACAUUAGCGCACCAUCAAUAGGAAAUAUGCUAACGUAAGGGGAUCAGUGAUUCAUAUUACAUUUGUUUGGUUUUGUUGGAAAUCCAUGUUAUUAUGCGAAGGUAUGUUUUUAAUGACAUUGGAAUCGUUUUUAUUGGCCAUUUGUGGUAUGUUCCACUGAAGUGUAUAAUUAUAUUUCAAGUGCGAUCAUCAUUUACAGUCACUAGCAAUCAAUUUCAAGCAAGCAUCACUGUUACUAUUAAUAAAAAAGGACAAAUAAAUCGUAUCUAAGGUAUAGAACACACUAGUAACCACUUAGUAACCGGCCUUAUCAUGUAUCUAUUAAGUUACUAUACAUAUGUUUUACUUUAGCUGUUUUGCGACUGCAAAUGGGUCUCCGGUGCAGGAAGUGUGUAUAUUUAGCAUUCACGUUGUCAUCUUUUUUUCUCUCGUUUGUCAUCAAGUUUCUCAGUUUCCUGUUGUUGGUUGGGUAUUUGAUAACAAUUGGCUUUUGGCUGUUGACAUUCAGUAUAAUGGUCCAAAUAGGACAUGUGUUUACUGCACCUUUAGAUUCUGUUCAUGGGCCCUAUAUUUUUUUAAUUAUGCAGCAUUUUGUUUUUAGCAAGUUUUGGUUUAACACAAUAAUUUUUCACCUUCUAUUUGACCCUCAGAAAUAAACAGGCUGUUUUGGCCACUGUACCAUUUAAUAAUCUCUGUUUUGAAUGGCUAACCUCUUCAGAUAAGUGAUUAACAACGCCUCCACUAAAGCUGAUGAAUAUGGUGUUUGUGUUUUUAUGUAAACACGGAUGGUCAUAUCAGGAAUUUAACAGUUUUUCCCUGAAGAUUUCUACUUGCUUUGCCAACAUUUUUACUGGCACCAA